Mauremys mutica (yellowpond turtle) is the source of this 8531-nucleotide messenger RNA. RefSeq names its product neurotrophic receptor tyrosine kinase 3 (gene NTRK3). The transcript has 20 exons. The record is from RefSeq and is a predicted model, not a curated record. Bases 432 to 3104 code for a protein of 890 amino acids. Gene Ontology annotation, molecular function: ATP binding; neurotrophin binding; neurotrophin receptor activity. Gene Ontology annotation, cellular component: signaling receptor complex; plasma membrane; axon. NCBI's taxonomy places the organism in Eukaryota, Metazoa, Chordata, Testudines, Geoemydidae. Gene Ontology annotation, biological process: cell surface receptor protein tyrosine kinase signaling pathway; protein phosphorylation; regulation of phosphatidylinositol 3-kinase/protein kinase B signal transduction.
CAUGGCAGGGUCCAGUAGAAGGAAACCCCCUUGGUGCUAACCUGCCACCCAAAGAAAGGUUGUUAUUUAUUGGGUAACAAAACAUGCAGACCUGGCACUCCACUGUUUGAUGGAACCCACCCUUCCAGUCCCCAGCACAGCCAUGUGUCUGCACUGGAGCCUGCUGUUUGUUUAGGGCAGGGAGAUGAUUUCUUCCACGCAGCACCAGGCAUGCUGUCAGCACUCAACAGAUACAUAACAAGAAGCAUGAGAAGCUGCGUUCCAGAGGCUGGGAGGAAGAGAGGGGUGGCUCUCCUUAAAAAUAUUGACAGAUGUAACGAAUAAUACAAUGACAUUGCAGAUCUCUAGUCUCUUCCACAUCUGGAUCUCAAAGCUUUUCCCAAACAAGAACGAACAAACCCUUCUGCCUCUCUGAGAAGCAGCAGUCGGAGAUGGAUGUCUCUCUUUGCCCUACCAAGUGCAGUUUCUGGAGGGUAUUUUUGCUCUGGAGCAUUUGGGGAGACUAUCUGCUUUCGGUGCUGGCUUGCCCUGCGAAUUGCCUUUGCAGCAAGAUAGACAUCAAUUGCAAGAAGCCGGAUGAUGGGAACCUCUUCCCUCUCUUGGAAGGGCAGGAUUCAGGCACCAGCAAUGGGAACACCAGCAUCAACAUCACGGACAUCUCAAGGAACAUCACUUCAAUACACAUAGAGAACUGGAAGAACUUGCAGACGCUGAAUGCUGUAGACAUGGAGCUGUACACGGGACUCCAGAGGCUGACAAUCAGGAACUCAGGACUUCGCAGCAUCCAGCCGCGAGCCUUUGCCAAGAACCCUCAUCUGCGCUACAUAAACCUCUCCGAUAACCGGCUUACCACACUGUCAUGGCAACUCUUCCAGACACUGAAACUUUCUGAAUUGACACUCGAAAGAAACCUUUUUAACUGCAGCUGUGACAUCCGCUGGAUUCAGCUCUGGCAGGAGAAGGGUGAAGCAAACCUGCAGAAACAGGAGCUGUACUGCAUGAACAUGGAGGCUGCUGUCAUUCCCCUGCAGGAGAUGAACAUCACCCAGUGUGAUCUGCCCGAGAUCAGCGUCAGCCACAUUAACCUGACUGUGCGGGAAGGUGAGAACGCGGUGAUCACCUGCAAUGGCUCAGGCGCGCCGCUGCCUGACGUAGACUGGACAGUUGCAGAUCUGCACUCCAUCACUACUCACCAGACGAACCUCAACUGGACUAAUGUUCAUGCCAUCAAUUUGACCCUGGUGAACGUCACCAGUGAGGAUAACGGGUUCCUCCUGACAUGUAUUGCUGAGAACGUGGUGGGAAUGACCAAUGCCAGCGUGCUGCUCACGGUCUACUAUCCACCACGCAUUCAGAGUCUGGAGGAGCCAGAGCUGCGUCUGGAGCAUUGCAUUGAGUUUGUGGUGCAUGGGAACCCAGCGCCCAGCCUUCACUGGCUACACAAUGGCCAGGUCCUCAGGGAGACUGAGAUCAUCCGCAUGGAGUUCUACCAGCAGGGUGAAGUGUCUGAGGGCUGUCUACUCUUCAACAAGCCCACUCACUACAACAAUGGCAACUACACCCUUGUGGCCACCAACCAGCUGGGGACAGCCAACCAGACCAUCAAGGGGCACUUCCUCGAGAAGCCCUUUCCAGAGAGUACGGAUAACUUUGUCUCAAUUGGUGACUAUGAAGUGAGCCCCACCCCACCUAUCACCGUGACCCACAAACCAGAGGAGGAUACAUUUGGGGUAUCCAUAGCAGUUGGGCUUGCAGCUUUCGCCUGUGUCCUCUUGGUGGUGCUCUUUAUUAUGAUCAACAAGUAUGGUCGACGGUCCAAGUUUGGGAUGAAAGGUCCCGUGGCAGUGAUCAGCGGGGAGGAGGAUUCUGCCAGCCCCCUCCAUCAUAUCAACCAUGGCAUCACCACACCCUCGUCGCUGGAUGCUGGCCCAGACACGGUGGUGAUCGGCAUGACCCGUAUCCCCGUCAUCGAGAACCCCCAGUACUUCAGGCAAGGCCACAACUGCCACAAGCCAGACACAUAUGUUCAGCAUAUUAAGAGGAGAGACAUCGUUCUGAAGAGGGAACUGGGAGAAGGUGCCUUCGGGAAGGUGUUCUUGGCCGAGUGCUACAACCUUAGCCCCACCAAGGACAAGAUGCUGGUGGCAGUGAAGGCUCUGAAAGACCCCACUUUGGCAGCCCGCAAGGAUUUCCAGAGGGAGGCAGAGCUGCUCACCAACCUGCAGCAUGAGCACAUUGUCAAAUUCUAUGGAGUCUGCGGUGAUGGGGACCCUCUCAUCAUGGUCUUUGAAUACAUGAAGCAUGGGGACCUGAAUAAGUUCCUCAGGGCGCACGGCCCAGAUGCUCUGAUCCUGGUGGAUGGGCAGCCUCGGCAGGCCAAGGGGGAGCUGGGGCUGUCCCAGAUGCUGCACAUCGCUAGCCAGAUUGCCUCUGGAAUGGUGUACCUUGCUUCCCAGCACUUCGUCCACAGAGACCUGGCAACCAGGAACUGCUUGGUUGGAGCCAACCUGCUGGUGAAGAUUGGCGACUUUGGGAUGUCAAGAGAUGUCUACAGCACUGAUUACUACAGGGAAGGGCCGCAUCCGAAGGGCCAAUGCAGCGCAGCGUGGCAGCGGCAGAGACUAGCACGACCAGCAGCUAAAACAGGAGUCUCUACCUUAUUCACUACACACCAUGCAACAUCUGCAGUGAAAGAGGAAAGGAUGCUAUGGAUACCACCUUCAUUCAUGACACACCAUGCAAUAUCUGCAAUGAAUGAGGUUGGAGGACACACCAUGCUGCCCAUCCGCUGGAUGCCCCCUGAGAGCAUCAUGUACCGGAAGUUCACAACAGAGAGUGACGUGUGGAGCUUUGGGGUGAUCCUCUGGGAGAUCUUCACAUAUGGGAAGCAGCCCUGGUUCCAGCUCUCAAACACAGAGGUCAUCGAGUGCAUCACCCAAGGCCGAGUCUUGGAGAGGCCUCGAGUUUGUCCCAAGGAGGUUUAUGACAUCAUGUUGGGCUGCUGGCAGAGGGAACCUCAGCAGCGGCUCAACAUCAAGGAAAUCUACAAGAUCCUUCAUGCUCUUGGCAAGGCCACACCAAUCUACCUGGACAUCCUUGGCUAGCAGUGGCCACUUGUCAAAAGUUCCUGCUCCUUCCUUCCUCCACCCUCCCCACCUCCUCUUCUCCCCGACCCCUUCAGCCCCAAGCAAACAUCUUCAUAUAAACUCAAGUGCCUGCUACACAUACAACACUGAAAAACAAAACAAAACAAAAAAAACCAACAACCUGUAAGGCAGUUUGGCUUAUAUAUAUUUAUAGAUAUAUAGAUAUAGAUAUAUAUACCUUCCACACCAAUACAGAAAGAAGCUGCUGUUACAGAAACUAGAAGACUUUAAAAAACGAAACAAAAAAGAAGAGAAGAAACUUAAAGUACUUAAAAAAAAAAAAAAAAGGAGGAAUCUUUUCCCCCAAGCUGUGGAGCAGUGAAACAUGACCCUGCUGUGCUUUGUGCGCUCGCUCAAGACUCUUGCUAGUGCAGAGACGCAGUCCCAGGGAAAAGCUCUGGGAGGAGGCCCUGCCCCAUUUGUAAGAUAUGCACUGAAUGUGUGACUCAGUUCCCGCCCCCCCCCCCCCCCGCCCGCCCCGGCGUUCGGGCUCUGAGCCAGGGCAGUGCCCCUGGAGGAACUUGCAAUUCCACCCGCCCACCUUCCCACCCUUUUCCUCCUUUUGACAUUGCAGGACAAUUUUUCUAAUUUGCCAAUUCUUAAAUGUAUCGACUCGAGGCUUUCGGAACAUACAGUAAAGGAUCGCGGCACCUACGGGUAAACCACACACGAGAAACAGCCACCCUCCCACAGAACACAGACCAGAGGAACUGAACCUUUCUAUUGCCCAGCACCAGCCCUUGGUCAGACUCUGGGGAUCAGUGCCGGGGACCAGAGCAGCUGCCUGGGAGAGCCAUACAGAGAGCAGAGUUGGGGAGGGGCCUGUGCCAUUCUAAGGAUGCUUUGACCACACGUCGGCAUGCGGGACAGGCACCCAGCCCAUGCAUCGCCCCCAAACGGGGCGGUUUUGAAAGCAAAACCCUCCGCCCUGCUUAUUUUGCCAGGGGACAUGAUAGAGAUGUGAGGAGAGCCCCCGUCAUAUAGAUGGGCCAAAUUCAUCCCUGGCGCAUUGGCACUGAAAUCAGGGCUUUCCCCCCAGGGUGUAUUCAAAGGCUGUAGUUUGUUAUCUGGCUGGGGACUGACUUGCACUUCCACAGGGGUGCUCUUCAGGGUUAGUAUGCCAUGCUGCCCCUCCUCUCUUUCCCCCACCCCCACCAUCCACCCCCCUCUCCCUUGGUCCAGUACCUAGCAUAUCUGCCAAAGGGGUGGGGGGGGACAGGGGAAACGAAGGGGUCUGGGAGAUGGCUGGGAACCUAUCAGCACCUGCCCAGGCCCUGUUGACAUUCCCCUCACGUCUCCAGGCCCUGAAAGGAUUGAUGCAUCUGCCUUUGAGUUGCUGUGAAAAUGCAGAGGCUGAAGAAUAGCUCCACUGGCAGCCCGGGGAGCUGGGGGAGGGGAAGGUGGUUCCUUCCCGAGGAGACAGCUCAGCAAAUGGCCACUGCAGCCAGCCUUGCAUGUCAAUGAGGACAAAGGCCUGGCCAAGGAGACGGGGACAGCCAGGGGAGGGGGAGAGAAGCAGCCCCUGUCCCAUGCCCCCAUCAAUAAAAGGAAUCAGCCUCCUGGCGAAAGGCUUCCUCAGAGACAGGCUCCUGCUUGAAGCAGGCCUGGGAAACAAACGUUUCUGGUUCAUUUCUCCUCCGGCUAAUGGAGGACGAGGGGAGAACAUGCUGCUUGGCAGCUCCAGCCUGGAGGAGCCUGGAGCACGGGAGCCGCUGUCGAGGCAGAGUCUGAAAGGUGACCGCUGCAGACCCAGAAAUAGCUUGUUGGGAUGUGGCCCUUGUCAUGGAAGGAGUGGGGGGAUCUUCUCUCUCCCUCCCCCCAGCACUCCCUGCUCAGAGCAAUUGACAGGGCAGGCUACAUUCGAGAAAAGAUCCUUCUGUCCAGCUGGCGACGUAGUUGUGGUGUGCUGCACAGAGGACACCCCCAUCCCCUCCCCCCUACAAUCACCCCAUUUGUCUGGAGCUGUCUUGUUCAUGGCUUAAAUCAGAGGAGGGGGCCCUGGCACAGGGAGGGGCAGUAAGCAGAUCCAGGGGAAGGCCUCUCUGGUGCUAGUGGAGCGGAGUCUGCAGGGGCUAAGGCUGCUGGAGAGGGAUGGGUGCAGUGGCUUAUUUGGCUGAGGCGGUGCUUGCUGUACUAAAGGCAUUGGCGAGGGGAGUGGAGACAAAACGUGACUCUUCGGCACGCCUUACAAAACCCAGGAUCUGUCGGUGCUUGGCGGUAACGGGCAAGGCCAGUGCAGCAGGCUCUGGAGUUGGGGCAGCGUGCAGGGCCGUUGGUGUUACAAUGCUGCAUGAUUGUGUACGGGUCGCUUUGGAUAACAGAACUGAGCUGUUGUCAGGAAGACAGGCAAGGAAGGGGCGCUAAUGGCCCCAGAGAUCAUAGAGAACCACAGUCUGCUGCACCACUCCCCCCAUGCUCUGCAUGGCUUUGUUCUCCUGGGGCAGCUGGACAACGGGAGCUGGCUUUGGUGAGGGGGCCAUCCAGUCUCUCCCCUUCCCUCCCACUCAUUUAACUAACCCUUCAAACCCCUUCCCCCAGUCAUAACACCCAUAGACCCCACAAUUCCAUGUUAAAUUCAGGAGCACCCCACCCUCCAGCCCUGCUGCAAACUAGGGAUUUCUCCUCCCCCGUCCCACGAGUGGUGGGUUCCCCAAGCCAGCUCUGUGUGUGGGCACCUGAGCAAGGAAAGACAUCAGGCGUGAAUGCAGCAUGGAUAUUAAUAACUGGUCUAAUGAAAGGAGAGGAUGUUGCCCCCUGAAAGAUGUUAAGCUCCUGACACCGAGAUUCAGGCUGUCACACUGCCCUGUUCUUAGCCCCACCAAAUGCAAUUAUGGCACUGGGGAAAGGUUCUCUUGUCAAAGCUUGUUUUGAGCAGCUGCUCAGCAAAAAAGCAAGGCAGGGUUGAUACCGUGGAAUGGAGUCAUGAUUCCCCUGCUGCCGCUGCUUUGGGCCUAUGGGUGUUGGGUUUAGCUUCUGUUUGUUUUGUUUCUGUACGGGUGAGAGGAAAUAGUUGCAGAUGUGCUGUGGGAGUUGGGAAGGACGCUGGGCCAAGUUACAGGGGAGCAUACCAGGAGUCUCCUGUUUGCCGGAAUUAAUAUGGAGCCCCUUUAGUCUGCAUGGGUGGGUCUCUCACCCACCCCAGGACCAGAAGUUCUUGAUGGCUGUGAAGCCUGUGUGGUCCCACUGUGUCAAAGCGCAGGAUUUGGGGAAACCCAUGCAGUGUGCCUCAAAGCAAAGGUCUACUCUAGAAUGUGGGUGCCUUUGUGGACAAGGGAGGCACAAGUGACUCCAACAUUGUGCAGAUCCUCCAUUUGCUCCCCCCGUGAAGAGGGCUAGCUAUCGCUCUGCUGCCAGGAAUGCCAGGGCUCUCCCCCAGCCUGGUUCCUUGUGUCAUGCCCCAAGGACAGCAGUUGGCUCUGGCUUAGGCUUAUUUCAAUUCCCGUCCCCACACCAGGGCAUUCCCAUUACUCUCCUCCUUUCACUGAGCUGGUCCUGAAUGCCUUGUGAAAGGGGAGGUGGGCCAGACCCAAAGGCAGUCCUGGACCUUAGCUGAGAACUGGACUGUUGCCCUUCCUUGAACUGGCAGUGGGGCACUUUUAUUUAGGGAAAAGAUUAACCCAGGCAAAUCCCUUUGAGGGUUUCACCUAGAUGGAAACCUGCUGGGUAUGAGGGCACUGGAGCUGUGCUGUGGUUGGCCCUGGGUUGUGGUCUCAGUGACCUCAUGUUGUUUGUUUGGGUUUUUUUCCAUAUCUUCUGUGGUUUCCAGUUUCUAACAUUUAGGUGAAGCAGAUACUUCUUGCGGGUGGGCCAUUGAGCACUCAGUGUUUAAAUAGGGCUCAACCCCCGCUCUUGAAGUCAGCCUCUUCUUUUGCAUGCCUGUAUUGUUCCUCACACAACUCUCUACACUCCAGUUUUUGCACACACCUCUAAGACUUGGAUGGUCAUUACAAGCUUUGCAUGUGCAAACCUGAUCACCUGGCACAUGCAUGUGAGUUCAAGGUUUUGAAUUUGCAUGAACGUGGGUGUGAAAAAUGGCAUGCAAAAACUUCAGUGUGGAGGAAUACAUGUGCAAAAGCAAGUGUGAAAAUGUUGGGGUUCCAUUAUAGAGGCUGCUUUUGAAAAUGUGAUCCUCAAAGCUCCUGUAGUGGGUAGAAUAAGCUGUCUCAGGCAGCGCUGGGAAAAGGCCUCGUAAGGAAAGGGACAGUAUUACAAAUCCAGUGCACUGCUUGGGUUAAGUAAACCAUAGUUGUAUUAGGAAGGGCUAGUGUCAUAUUAAAUCUCAAGUGGUGGUGAUGGUAGAAACUGAAAUAAACAAAAACUAAAUUGUGUGACUGGGACUACAGGAAAACGAGGCUAUAAUUCUAGGCAAACACUGGCAAAAAAGCAAAGGUCGCUAGCAGGCAGGGGUCUGAACUGUGCUGUGUUGUGAGCUUUUCUGGGUCUGAAAUACCAGCAGAACAAGGCCUGAGCAAUAUUAAACCUUUCAGGGACAAAGACAGGGAAAUCCAAAGCUAAGGCUGCUGUUUUCUCUUCCAAAGAAAGGCUUUUACCUGUCAGGACCCAAGUGCAGUUGCUGCCUAAUAUGCCAGCGAUACCGGCAACUGUAACUGCAGAAACACAGAACCCGGGUCUCGGCAGGUGAGUGAAGAAGGAAUUGAUUUAAGCGCUGCUGUUCAUUGGGUGUAUUUAUUUGUCAUUGGUGAGUCUGCAUCUAAAGUGUGUUCUGUUCAGAGCUGGAAACUUAGGCAAUUCUAUUACGGUUGCGUAUUUAUUUUUAUAAUGAGGCAUUUUACUUCCGGCACCCAGUGGUGACUCUCAUUUUACAGGCUGAAUGGAAAAUGUUGCAUUCAAGCUUAGUAGCCUAAUGUACUGACAGAGAAGGCCCUCCUCGCUCUCUGCAGGUGACUUUUACACCUCAGGGUGGCCCCAUUCCGGGCUUCCCCCUCCUCUGGGGCAGCUGUGCCAGUUUACUAGACUAAGACCGUGGCCCAUGCCCAGUGCCUUCCUGUACAGUUACACAUGUUCACCUCUCCUGGGGCUUAGCAGCUGAAGCUCGGUUGCACACCACUAAAUGGGAAGCUGGCAGUGGUGCCAUGCUGAGGCCUAGCCUACAGAAACCUGACUGAGAAUGCGAGGGAGAGCCUAGAGUAUCUGUCCUACGAGGACGUGCCAGUUUCGGGGCAGGGAAGAACCAAUUGUUGAGAAGACAGACACACCAGAAAGGAUAGCUUGCCCCCUUGGCUUUCCAUUCAUCGGGACUUGGUUUAAGCCUCUAGGAUUUUUUGUACAAAGAGGGGGAGGAUUUAAUGUCUGACAGGAUAUUUAGCACUUGGGUCAUUCACUUUGCAUGGGCCAGGUCUUGGCUGCGAAGCAGUCCCUCCUGUU